AUGAAUCUCUCGUUGUGGAAAGCUCUGUUUCGGCGCGUGUCUAUGGAGAACUCGUUGCUGAUAUCAGAAUGUGGCAUGACUUUGAAAGAUUACGAAAAUGCAGCGACUGCUCCUGCUCGUUUUCUCUCCAGUUUUCAAUCGUCCAACCAGCAUGGUAUUCCACUGAAGGUUUACUCAAGUCAUUACAUCGAUACAGAUCUUCUCAGAGACAUCCCAGUCUUUUCCGAAUCCGUAUCCGCGGUAUACCUCGUUCCUGGUGGACAGUUUAUGUUAACUCAACAUGAAGGCUUCACUUCAGAGAUCCAUCUUUGGGACCUUGGUGCUCCCGGAAAAUCCGACCGAGGUCAUGAUUUUCAAGACCUUUUGCCACUUGCUUCCCUCGAGGACCGUUCCUUUCUCUCGUCUCUCCCAGCUCACCCCACCGGAAAUGGGCAAGGAAUAAUAUUGUUUGCCUGCAAGGACGCGCUUGGAGAGGAAGAAGGGGAAUGCGAACGAGAUAUUUUUGUCUAUGAAAUCUAUCCAAUGUUAGAGGGCGCAUCAUUUCGUCAAAUUGCUACCCAAAGCUAUAACUACAGUGCGAAUGAAGAUCUUUCUUACGCGUUUAAUCACAACAAGUUGGUCAUGUUUGUCGAUGAGGGCAUUGUCCGUAUCUGGGACUACGUUACUAGUACUCAAGCAACAUGGUCUGUGCCAAUGUACCCAAUAAUCAGUAAUAUUUUUCUUCGAGGCGAAAUAGUUAUAAUUCAACAUAGCAACUUGGUUUCUCUCUAUACAAUCCCAGAAUUGCAUACCCUUGACAGUUCCCUUUCAAGCGAUGCACAAAGUUGGGAUCCUAUCUUCAGCUCAGAACUCCCUUCUAUUCCCCAAAUUUCUCCCCAGUUUGAAGUAGAAGCUCCGGAUCCCUGGUACAAUCAAUCAGAACUUCCUAUUCAUAUUGAUUCUCUGAUAUACUCAGAGGGCGAAGAGCCAUACAACCAAAGCCAAUCAGCCAUUCGCUACCGUCUCUAUGUUUCCUCUCUUGUCGAUGAAUACCUUUCGAAUCGUUCUGCAUCACAGCUGCACAACAAAGAAUCCGACUUCACUACAAUUCCUGCUAGCGACGGCUGUUUAGAGGGAUACAGAUUCUGUGAAAAACAAAUGAUCUCAUUCUCGAGUUUUGACAAGGGGUUAUCAAUUCAAAGGGCUCAAAUGGAUAUUACAAAUGUCCCACUUUUGUUAGACCAGCCCCGCAUGACAACAGCUGUACAUCGCUGUCCUCAAAACGAGAAAACUCUGGUCUCGCUGUGUUCGGCGUCAGGGCGUUUUGUCAACUGUCACGCCGAAAGGCUCUUGAUUGAGAUAGUUGACUUUCUUCCUCAUCCAUCUUCUGAGGGCAAACCUUUGCCUGAAUACGAAAGUGAUUCAGACUGA
This is a messenger RNA of Psilocybe cubensis, 1410 nucleotides long. RefSeq lists its product as uncharacterized. The record is from RefSeq and is a predicted model, not a curated record. The transcript is spliced from 4 exons. The coding region runs from base 1 to 1410 and encodes 469 amino acids. Gene Ontology annotation, molecular function: protein binding. NCBI's taxonomy places the organism in Eukaryota, Fungi, Basidiomycota, Agaricomycetes, Agaricales, Agrocybaceae.